This is a messenger RNA of Raphanus sativus (radish), 1826 nucleotides long. Its product is annotated as pentatricopeptide repeat-containing protein At1g80550, mitochondrial. The coding region runs from base 144 to 1478 and encodes 444 amino acids. Lineage: Eukaryota; Viridiplantae; Streptophyta; Magnoliopsida; Brassicales; Brassicaceae. Gene Ontology annotation, molecular function: protein binding. The record is from RefSeq and is a predicted model, not a curated record. The transcript is spliced from 2 exons.
UAGUUAUUGACACAUUCUAAUACAUCGGAUGGUUUCCACCAUAUUAGUGUAAACGUCGUGUAGCUAAGAAACUUUUUUCCAAAAGAAAAUCUCCCGGACAAACCAACCCUAAUUUAGAACGCUGCUUAGAGCGGCGGAGAGAAAUGCUCUUGUCGUCUAUAUAUCUGCGGCGAAUCAAUCGCCUUCGGAUCGUUUUUCCACCCUCCGUUCGGCUUCUAUCCGUAAAACCAGUUUCGGACCAGAACCUCCAAUGUCAGGUGGAUGAGUCAAGUUACGAUCAGAAAACAGUAUGCGAAGCCAUCGCAUGCUACAGCAACGACUGGCAAAAGGCGCUGGAGUUUUUCAACUGGGUCGAGAAGGAAUCCGGAUUCAAACACACCACCGAGACUUUCAACCGUAUGAUCGAUGUCCUCGGUAAGUACUUCGAGUUCGAUGCUUCCUGGGCUCUGGUCAACCGGAUGAAGGACAACCCGGGUUCGAUUCCCAAUCACGUCACUUUCCGUAUCAUCUUUAAGCGAUACGUCACGGCGCAUCUCGUUCAAGAGGCUCUCGAUACUUACGAUAGAUUAGAUGAUUUCAAUUUGAGAGACGAGACGUCUUUUUAUAAUCUGGUUGAUGCGCUUUGCGAGCAUAAGCAUGUGGUUGAAGCAGAGGAGCUCUGUUUCGGGAAGAGUAAUGGUUUUAGAGUGAGUAAUAAUACUAAGAUUCAUAACUUGAUUCUUCGUGGGUGGUCUAAGUUGGGAUGGUGGGGUAAGUGUAAGGAGUAUUGGGAGAAGAUGGAUCACGAAGGUGUUUCCAAGGAUCUGUUUUCGUAUUCUAUUUACAUGGAUAUAAUGUGCAAGAGUGGUAAGCCGUGGAAAGCUGUCAACUUGUAUAAGGAAAUGAAGAGGAAGAGGAUAAAGCUAGAUGUUGUUGCGUAUAACACUGUGAUUCGCGCCAUUGGAGCAUCGCAAGGUGUUGACUUUGGUGUUAGAGUGUUUCGGGAGAUGAAGGAAAGAGGUUGUGAACCUAACGUUGCGACUCAUAACACGGUCAUUAAGCUUUUGUGUGAAGAAGGGAGGGUGAAGGAUGCGUAUGGGAUGCUUAACGAGAUGCGUAAGAGAGGUUGUCAGCCAGAUUCGAUUACUUAUAUGUGUUUCUUCGCCCGUAUGGAGAAACCAAGUGAGAUCCUGAGUCUGUUUGGUAGGAUGAUAAGGAGUGGGGUUAGGCCCAGGAUGGAUACUUAUGUGAUGCUUAUGAGGAAGUUUGAGAGAUGGGGGUUUCUUCAGCCGGUUUUGCAUGUGUGGAAGACGAUGAAGGAGUCUGGGGAUACUCCUGAUUCAGCUGCUUAUAACGCUAUGAUCGAUGCUUUGAUUCAGAAAGGGAUGUUGGAGAUGGCUAAGGAGUAUGAAGAUGAAAUGGUUGAAAGAGGGCUGUCUCCAAGGAGAAGGCCUGAGUUGGUAGAAAUGUCACUAGAAGAGAAGCUAGUUUGUAGAUAAUACAAAAAGUCCAUUGAGGAGACUGUUUGGUUCAGAACAGACAAACAAGUCAAUGAAGCGACACAAGGAGCCUGUCUUUGGUAUCAAGAAGCUUCCUUUGGUUGCAGGAAUCUCCCAAAGCUUGAAAGAGGGAUGGAUCAAGUGUGUUGAAACCGUGACAGCCCGAGUAUUGAGCAAGUAAAACCUCUUGGUCGAGAUUUAGUAUAAUCAUGCAAUAGUCAUUUCUAAAUUUGUUUCAAAAUAGUUGCCUUUGUUGUAUUUGAACUAAAUAAUGAUGAGAUGAUAUUUUGGUAAGGAUAUGGAAACAAUAUGAUUUUUUUAUCUUCGAUGUAAACAUAAAAUCAUGAA